Molecule: messenger RNA, 3578 nt
Organism: Phlebotomus argentipes
Lineage: Eukaryota; Metazoa; Arthropoda; Insecta; Diptera; Psychodidae
Exons: 6
Coding region: 272-2830 (852 amino acids)
Source: RefSeq, a predicted model, not a curated record
AACUCAGCUCUGUGCCCGUGCGGAUCCGUCGACGUGUUCUCAGUGGUGUGUUUGCCAAAGGGAAAUCCUUGGGGACAUAUUAUGUAUUUUCCACAUCAGUGACGUACUUCUGAGGCACAUUUUCCCCACUGGAUACUCAAUGGUGAAGCUGUGUAAUUUGAAGUGGAACGGUGGUUUCUCCUCUGCACUGAAUAUUGAAGUCUCAGAGUGAAAGGGAUUGUAUACGGAAGACAAGAAGAAAGGUGGGCUCUCAGGACAUGCAUGGGAUCGCAUGGAGGAGGGAAGCCAUUGCGAGGGGGUGUGCUGCCCAGGAACACCAGUGAGCAUCUGCCCGACUGUCCACUCCCUGGACACCGUCAGGGCUCUGCACCAGACUGUUGUGUCCCUGCGAACAGCGUUGGACGACGCUAGGCGGGAGAUUGACAAGCUCAAGAAGCAGAUUCACGUGCAGAGCGACAUCGAGCAGGGAAAGAUCUUCCGCGCCAGUCGUCCGGAGUCCCCGCAAGAGACACCAAAGAAUGAGGCAAAGGCUGCAAAGUCGCCAAAGGAGCGUGACAAAACGCCAAGGAUCACCAUUGAUCCGAUUGUAAGUGUCACGGCUGAGCCGUCUGGAGAGGCGCUGGAGGGCAAAAUCAGAGGCAUGGCCUCCAAGAUUGACGUGAAGAUCAAGGUGUCGUCCAACAUUCAAGUGGACAGCAGCAGUAGCUCUGAGCAGAACACACAGAGGACCUCGCAAGAAGAGGAAGAGGAGGCGCACAAGCCCGAGACUGCAGAGACUGAUGAGGGUGAGACCCAAACCAUCAAGGCUGAGGGUAAAUCCCUCAAGAUCAAUGUGACUUCCGAGGAGAAUCUCACACUGGUGAAGUCAGGCGAUGAGAUUAACAUCACGCAGAACUCCAAUGAGAAUCUCCACCUGGACAUUGACGAUAACUCCUCAGAUGGGGACAAUUCCGUGUUCACAGAGGGUGCCAUCACUCCAGCCGAAGCUCCUACCCAGGAGGACGCGGAGGACGGCCAGGAGAAGCAGAAGAAGGACUCUGAGCAGAAGGAGCAAGAGGAAGUGGACGAUAUUGAGCUGAUAUUCUCCUCCGAUGACAACAAAGAUCUCCUGCAAGAGGAUCUGGUCUCCAUCUCAGACUACGAACCCUGGCAAGCGCCUGGCUCCUCUGGCACUCCAGUGCUCGUGAACUUCUGUUCCCUGGGCAGCGAGGAGCAGCCUCCGGACGUGCCAGACAUCAGUCGCAGGGAGAUAAAGUCCUGCUCCAGUGUCCUGGAGAAGCAGAACACGGACACUUCGGAGCCAGAUCGCUUCUUCAGUAGUCUGGAGAAGGAGGACGACAUGCGACGCGAGGAGAGCUUCGACACCUUCGACAACGCCCCAACCUUCGGCAGAAAGUGGACCAACGCGAAUGUCCUGAUUGAGACCGACAUAUCAAAGUGCGGCAUUGCCGAGGAGGGCAUUAUGGACAAGGGACGCAGGAACACCUGCCCCAACCCACCGGCUUACCGACCUAUGGCCCACCGAGAGGCGCUCCUGCACUCGCGCUACAGCCGCUGCCCGUUCGGCGUGAAGUUCUCCCGCUCGGCGGCACGCAGCCAGCACGGGACGCAGUACAGGACGCCCAGGCCCAUCCAGGCGGGCCCCAAGCGGAGUAGCUCGGCGCAGACGGACAUAUCGGCGCUGCCUGAGCAGUGGCAGUCCGAGACCCACUUGGCGGCCGGCCUCUGCGAAGGACUGUACACGCUGCCGUCGAAGUUCUCCGCGCGGCCAGGAACUUCCGCCGGACGCUGUCCUCUCAGGCCAUCGGAGAAGACGCAGGAGGCGCGGAGGGUGCUUCUGAGCGACAUCCACUUCACCAGCAUGGUACCUGAACUCUCGCGCUCGGCUGACCAUCUCUGCCACGAGGGCGAGGCCAAGGGCGAGCGGAAGGAGAACGCCAGCAAUCUGUCUCCUGGCUACCACAAGGGCCCCUUCCUGCGCACCCCGGACUACACCACCAGGGGCAUCACGCCCAGCGCCAGUCUCAACUCAGCCGCAGCCUCGCAGUGGACGGUGAAUGAGACCAGCUUCGGCACGCAAACGCCCAUCACAGGCACCUUUUGGGGCGCCACUCGCGGCGAAUCCUUCGAUUCCACGCGCAGCUACUCCGCCAUGGGACGCCAUCAUCGCUCCAGGAGCGUUCCCUCCGUGCGCUGUGCCAUCUGCCGCCAGGCCAGGCCGCUGCGUCCCUCCGAGAGCAUGCACUACACGCCCAGAGUGUCCAUGGAGCCAUGCCGGGGCGUGCAGGGCUCCCUGCCGGACCUCCGGCACGAGUGCAUGUGCCCGGCCAGGCGCUAUCACGCGCACUCCUUCACCCGCAGCCAUGGUGACUCCAGUGGCUCCACGGAUAGCCUCCUGGACGAGGCCGAGGACUUCCUGCGACGCUCCGUGGACGGCAUCAUCCGACACGAGCCCAUGCAUCCGCUGCCAGAGGUCAAGGCGGUCAACAGGAGGUGCUCAGAGAACGACAUUCCCAGAGAUUUUGCCCCAUCUAAACAGUCACUGCCUUUCCUUCCGCGCACGCCAAAGUGUCUGAAGCCAGGCCACCUGGCCAAGGUAAUCAUUAAGAAUGGGCGCGUGGUGAUCGGGAGGAUACGCUACGUCGGUCCAGUGGCUUCCAUGGAUUCCUACAUAGAUCCCGGGGAGGAGAACACAUUCGUUGGCCUCCAACUGGCCACCACUUAUGGCGACUGCGACGGCACGAUAGACGGCAAGAAGUUCUUCGACUGUGAGCCACUCCACGGAGUCUUCGUGCCGUUCAAGAAGGUCGUGAUGGCGUGGUCGGCUUAGAUAAAAGUCCCCCAAAUUGCCAAUGAUCAGCACACUUAGACAACACACCCCCAAUUCUGAAGCCCUGAACUUUAAACUGGCAUUACUCUCGUAGGGAAUAAAAUCGAGCUUUAAGUGGCAUUCGAUGUCCUGAACAAUAGAGCAGACUUAAACGGCUAUAGAUGUUGCUUCAAGAGCAUUAUGUACCAAAGAACAGGAACCCAUUCAUGGUAAAUUUAACAUAGAGUUGGACAGUAAAAGAUCCUCAGUCAACUUAAUUACACCUUUAUUGUCAUCAUACUCAAAAAGAAGAAUUUUAAUACUAUCCAUCAUUCGAAGGUCCUUCGACUGAGCGCUAGAAAAAUACUCUCGCAUACCGACAAACUAUUCCUAAUUUCUUGCUCAUCUACUGCUUUGUGACCAUUUAACAAAUCAACAAUAUCUCCAAAAAAAAUCAACAAUGCAACGUCCUUUCCUUUCCAACACUGUUUGCGCGCCUUCCCCAGAGGUUAACUGUCAACAAAGUCUAUCAAAUCUAAUGGGAACUGAUUAUACGAUAAGUCAAUGUAGAGAAGCUAAUGUAAACAAUGUUAGACCUAAGAAAUUAAAAAUCUGUGUGACAAAAUAUCAACCACUAAAUGUGUUGUAAAUAUUGUAAUGUCCUUAGAGAGAAAAAAAAAUAAAGCUAAACGGGAAGGAAUUUGUGAAGGAAAGCUGUCAUUGCAAUUGAAUGUAAAGAAAAGUAUAGAAAUAAAGCUCAAGACAAUUA